AAAUACCGGAACUAACGGUAUGAGUCUAUCUUCACUUCCUUGGAGAAGAUAGACGCGCGACUCGUCCAAACAUGAAUACAGAAUAGUUUGUCAACCAAUGCUUUCCUAAGCAGGAUAUUAAAAACCUUACAAUAACUUAAACGCAAGUGAUGGCAGCACUUUUAAUCUCAUGAGUACAAUGAUGUGGGAAGAAAAGCCACUUAGCACUGUAACUGACAACUUUGAAAUAUUAGCUUCAAACAGUUUUUCAGACUGCAUCUCCAACAAUGAAGAUGUGGAAAAACUACUUAGGUCUACGUCACCAACAAGGCAACGUUCUUUAAGUCUUAGAAGCCGUCCACCGUCGGGCAGAGCAUAUUUAAAAUCUUUUUCUAGAUCCCCUAGCCCUUCAAGGAUCAAACAAAUGAGUUCAACAGUGUCAAUCAGAGAAUCAAACAAAUGGCAAGAAGACUGGAGAAAUGCUCUUGAGAAAGCAGUAGAUGAACCGGAGAUACCACAGAGACUUCUCCCUACUUCCAGUGACAGUGUAUUGGAUAGCAAUAGUGACUGGUUUCCCAUGAAGGCCAACCAUGAGAUUACAGUUCCUACUGACAACAUUGGUAUAUAUAAGACCAGGAAGCCCUUUGUUUAUGAAGACAUGAAUUUAAUAGUACCUACCAAACUGAGCAGAUCGCAGUCAAUGUCCACUCUGAACAAGUCAAUGAAUGGUGAUGUUUAUAUGAAUGGCAUGUCAGUAGGCAGUGGACUAACAAUCACAGAUAAGUCCAUGCAAGAUCUUCACAAUACAUUGGAAGACAGUGAGAACAGAAGAAAUGUGCUGAUUCAUAAACUCAAAGAAGCUCAGUCCACCUUAGAACUGCAAAAUGAGAGACUGAACAAAAUUGAAUCUUCUGCAAAAGAAAAUAGCUUACUUGUAGAGGAUCUCAAAAUGAAAGAAAGGGCUUACAGAAAGAAGAUUCAUCUUUUGGAAGCAGGGCAGGAAGAAAAACAAAGGCUUAAGAUGGACAACUUACGACUCAGGGAAGAAAUGCAAGCAAGAAUAAGUACACUUGACAAUCAGUUGAAGCAAUUAAAAACACAACAUAACAGCAGUGAGAGUGAAAAUGAUAAAAGAGCUCACCUCCUGAAUCACACCACUACAAUCUUGUCUCUGCUGGAAGAAGAAAAUGCCAAGCUACACCAGGAUAAAGAGAAAUUACUCUCAGAGUUCACCCUGACGAAGGAAGCAUUGAAUAUGACCAAAGCCAAUUACAGUGGUCUUGAGAUUGAACACAAUAAUCUAAAAAAUGAAUGUAUCCGAUUCAAAGAAGAUAACACAGCAUUAGCCAGAAAAGUGCAGGAGAUGGCUGGUCAGAUGUUGGAACUCAGAAGUUUGCUGCAGGCUGUUAGAGAUGAAAAUGAAAGAAUUACAUCAACUUGGAGGACAACUGCAGAAGAUAAAGUGCAGGUGGCCAAGCAAGUUGAAGGUUAUAAAGAUAUGAUAUCAGACCUGAAGUCAAGGCUUGCAACUACCAGCACUGACAGAGACAGAUUGUUUCAAGAGAAGUUAGAGAUGAACAGCAAAAUACAGCAGAUGGUGUUGGAUAAGGAACAGUUAAUGAGGGCCAAACUGAAUCUUGAAGAUCAAGUGAACAAUCCUUAUCCUUAUAACUCAAGUCUAAAGUUUUCAGACUACAGACAAGACCUUGACAAACAUGAGCUAACUAAAGAACUGGCUGCUGUGAAAAAGGUUUGUGAUGAACUAACUACAGAGCUUUCAUCUGUAAAGUUAUAUUAUGAACGAAGUUUAGAACAAGUUUCAGCAUUAGAAAAAAGUAGGUUGAUAUUACAAUCUCAGUUGGACAUAGGAGAUCAGGAGAAGUUGAGGCUACAGCUGGAGAUUGACAGGUUGAAUCAGCUCCAGAGGGAAAGAAAUUUGGAUGAGAAAAAUGGCAGAGAUUUUCAGGAAGAACAAAUCUUUCAACUUAGGAAUGAAAUAAAGAACACAAGGUUUGAAAAAAGUGAGCUUGAAGCAAAGAUUUUAGAAUUGGAAGCUAAAUUAAUGAAGGCCCAUGAAGGCUUACGAGAGGAAACAGUCUUUCAGACCACUGAACUUGACAUGUGGAAGAACACUUGUGAGAGAGUGACAUCAUCACUGGCAAAUAAAGAAUCGGAACUUCAGAAUAUUACAGACAGGGUUCAUCAGCUGGAGGACAUUGUUUUAGACUUGAGAAAAAAACUAAGAGAUGAGAAAGAUAAAAAUGAAAUUCUUUCAACUAAGUUUGAUGACAGUGAAAGAUUGAAAUCGGAGAACAAACGUCUUUUACAAGAGAAAAGUGAAAAUGAACAAGUUAUUAAACUUUUAGAAACACAGAAAUCUGUUUUAACCAAAGCUUCAGAAGAUGGUCUAUCAAGAAACAGACAAGUAGAGAAUUUAAAGGAACAAGUCAAUCAACUUAGAAAUGAAAAUGAAAUGUUGAGAAAAAAUAAAGCAGAAUUAGAAAAGCAAAAAGAAAAAGAUCCUUUGAUGGUGAGAAGCAAUAUAGUAGAAGAUGCAGACAUCAGAAUUGAGGAAGUCCAGAAGGCUAAUAAAGAACUGAGACAAAAAAAUGAAGAUCUGAUGUUAAAGUUGGAUGCUGUGAACCAGGAAAACGCAAGAAUCAGACAAGCUUUAAAUGAAACAGAGUCAGACAGCCUCAGAAAUGAAAAUAUGAAGCUAAGGAAGGAAAUUGAAUCUCUGAAAAAAGAGAAUCAGGUUUUGAACUCACAGCAUCAAGAUGGGGAUGUGAUCAAAGAUUCUCCUGAUGUCACGAAGCUUAGAAAAGAAAAAGAUGCUAUGCAAAAACAAGUGGCCUUGCUUCAAGGUCAGAUGAACUUGGUAGAAGGCAGCAAGAAGAGAGCAGAGGAUCAAGUGAGCAGACUCAAUGCAGAACUGAAUGAAAUGCGAGCCAAAAUGAAUCAAGUCAACACCUCCCACAAUCCUCCACUAGAAGCUGAAUUAAGAAAAGAAGUCGAGAUACUCAAACAUAAACUUGAGAAAGCUGGAGAAGAUCAUUUGCUUCAGGAAUCUCUCAUCAAUAAACUUACUGAGCAGCAAAAGGGAGAUAAUGUAGAGCACAAUAAACUGACUGACAAGAUUAAGGGACUUGAGUUAGAAGUUGAUCAGAAGAAGAAACUCCUUACUAGUCUAGAGAACCAGCUGAAAUUGGCAGAAUCCCAAGCUCAUUCAAGAGAACAGGAGAUAAAGCAACUCAAUAGCACAGUGAAGGAAUUGGAAUCUGACAAUCAAAAAUUAAACCAAGAAGUGCAAGAAAAGAAAAACACACCAACAAUCACACCAAAGUUUAACCUAGAUAAACCAACUUACAAAAAGCCAGAACCUAAAAUAAGCCUGCAGGAGGAAUUGGCAGAUGUAUUAAAGUCAAAGCAGAAUGGUUUUGAACUUCAAAGGUCAAGUCCAUUGCGCAGUAAAUCAUUGAGUCAUGCGGAUUUAAAAAGUCCAUCAAGUCCAUCAGAACCAGGUAAAACUCAACACAGGGGUCAUUAUGGAGGCAUGUUUUUUGUCUUACCAGAAAAGGCAGCAACUGAUGGAAGUACCAAACUACAGUCUCUCAUCUCCAAAUAUCGCAAUCAUAGUGACACAGAGGAGAGUAGCCAACCCCUUGCCAACAAACCUGGGACUCCCAAAAUCGUAUUUAAAAAUAGAUUUAGUUUGGGUGCUGUCAAGUCUCCGUCCAGACUUUCAAGUGAAACAUCAUCUACCUCAGAAGGCUCAAUUCCUUCUCCAGAAGUAGCAGCUGAUUCUCCCACUAGUCCAGACACUAAAAGUACCAGGCCUGUUAAAAAACUGCCUCCAGAACCUCUUCCUAAACCAGCAUCCCCCUUGAUGACCUGGACUAAAUCAACUUUCAUGAGGGCAGCAAGUGCGGAAAAUGGAGGUAAAGAUUCUGACCGCAAGCUGGCCACACCAGCCAUUCUCCAUGCCACUUUCCCAGCAGCUUCAAAUUCACAGAGGAGUCUUAGCAGCUCUGGUAUUGGCUUGUCGCUUGGAGACAGUGAAGACCUCAAUGAUAGCCAGGAACAGAAAGAUAUCAAUGCAUUGAUUCAAAAGCAGUUGACAGACAGGUUCAACGAAAUGGCGUCGUUCUGAAAAAAAAAGCUUCUCUUAUCCGGAUGUUGACUUAAAUGAUACUUGAAGGUGUUGGAAGUGGAAGUCGACCUGAAAGGAAUGUAAAGACUUCAAAAUCUAAAGAUGUCGAAAGAACAGCAUUUACACUAAGACAUUAUCAGGAAUAAUUGGUUUGAAACAUGUUCUAGAUCUUACCAUGAGUAGAUAGAUAGACGCCAAACACUGUUUCUUUCAAUAGUAUAGUAGUGUGUGCCACUAUUACAAGUAUUAUUAUAGUUAGACAACGUUGUAUAGUACACAAGCUUUCAGUCUAAACAUUAAAACUGAAGUCUAUUUGCUCCCCAAUGAGCAGGACUACAGCUGUUAGUUUGUUGUAGAGCUUCUCUAGAACUGAAUGUCCUAGACUUUCAGUAUUACAUCACUUAAUAGCAUUAGUUGGAACUAAUGGAAUGACUUUGAGCAUUCCAUCUUGUGAUGGGCAGUUUAUUGAUUGGAUAACUUCCCGUAACCUUUACCCUAUGAACAAAAGAGGGUUUUCUUUUGGUAGACCUCUUUUACCGUACUUUUGUAAUAAGAAAGGGAGAGAAUGGUAGACUGGUACAGUCCAUUAUGUCCCUUUGUUCUAGCCCAUGUACACGAGACAUGCAAUUUGUCUUCAUGAAUGUAACCGACUUGAGGCCUGUGAAAUGCAUUGUUGUUAGAACAAGCCUUGGAUGCAGACGUCAUCCUGCAUUAGGAAUGUAGUUUCUCUCUAUCAUUUACAUGUUUGUUAGUACACUUGGAGCCUUUGACCUGAUCUCUGGUUAUAGUAUAUAAAUAAGAAUGUGCUGAUUAUAACAAUCAUAUAACAGUCAUUUACAUUGUGUCUUUUGUAUAGUGCCUGAUGGUAACUAUUGAUCUAUUGCAUGCUUUUUUAAAAAUAAAUUAAUGCUACAAACCAAUACUGAUUGGGUAAGGCCAUAGUGUCAUUCAGGGUUAGUGCCAGGCUGUCAUAUGAUUAUAGGCUUAUUAAUACAAAAUGCUAAAGACAUUCUUUUUUUUUGUUUUGUUUUGAAGGGAACUUACUCAUGAAAGGUUCAACUCAUGCUAAGACAUUGUGUCACUUCAAAGCAACAGAGCUGCUGGUUUAGAUAUAGCUUAGCAUUCUUUGUUGCACAGUAGAAGGCAGAAUGUGGGUCUAAAGUAGACUUCUAAACUCCCACAGACUCAAUGGUGGUACAGCUUUCAUAGGACUGGGGCUAAAGAAAGUGCAAAAAAGUUAUGGCUUCCAAAGUUGUUCCUCAGCUUUUGGUUCCCCAAGUAGUUGUUUCCUUUAGGUUCUCUAAGCUACAGUUUCCUAGAUGUUCCCGAAGCUAUAGAUUCUGAUAUGUUUCCCAUGUUGUUGUUGUUUCCUCUUCUGUUUCCCAAAUUUAAAUUUCUUAAGUUUUAAUUUAAGUUGUAGCUCCUUAAGUCUGUUCCCUAAGUUAUUUGCUCCCUCAGUUAUUAGUUCUUGAAGUUGUUUCCCAAGUUUUAGUUCUUCAACUUGUCUUUUAAAUUUAAUUCUUCCAUAAGUUUUAGUUCUUCAAUUUUCCCCUUAAGUUUUAGUUCUUCAAGUUGUUUUCUAAGUCUAUAUUUCCCAAGGUUUAGUUCUCCAAACUAUAUUUCCCAAGGUUUAGUUUUCCAAACUAUAUUUCCCAAGGUUUAGUUCUCCAAACUAUAUUUCCCAAGGUUUAGUUCUCCAAACUAUAUUUCCCAAAAGUUUAGUUCUCCAAACUAUAUUUCCCAAAGGUUUAGUUCUCCAAACUAUAUUUCCCAAGGUUUAGUUCUCCAAACUAUAUUUCCCAAGGUUUAGUUCUCCAAACUAUAUUUCCCAAGGUUUAGUUCUCCAAACUAUAUUUCCCAAGGUUUAGUUUUCCAAACUAUAUUUCCCAAGGUUUAGUUUUCCAAACUAUAUUUCCCAAGGUUUAGUUCUCCAAACUAUAUUUCCCAAGGUUUAGUUCUCCAAACUAUAUUUCCCAAAGGUUUAGUUCUCCAAACUAUAUUUCCCAAAGGUUUAGUUCUCCAAACUAUAUUUCCCAAAGGUUUAGUUCUUCAAACUAUAUUUCCCAAGGUUUAUUUCUCCAAACUAUAUUCCCAAGGUUUGGUUCUCCAAACUAUAUUCCCAAGGUUUGGUUCUCCAAGGUUGAAUUCCACAAGUUGAAGAGUUUCAAUGGUUUUAGUGUUUUUUUAACGAAAUUGUCAAGUCCGUCCAUCACUUGUAUGUAAUGUGUAUAGCAUUAUUUUAUGUAGCCUACUUUACAGAGGCUAGUUAAUAUAUGCAAAUAAUAAUGUAUGAUAGACAUACAUGUCAUUAAUCUUUCUAAUAUGCUUACAUGUACUAGCUGUAAAUAAUGACAUUUGAAAUCAUUUAUUUUUCACAUGAAACUGUAUCUCAUAAGUUUUUUCCCUGGUGCCGGAAGUUCUGUAUUAUUAGCUGUGAUAUCAUCCAACUUGGUAGUCAUUUAUAAGUAUUGUUAUGAUUGAGAUUGGCCCUGUACCUACUCAACAUGUGAGUCGAGGGCUGUGUGUGGGUGUGUAUUUCAGUUAAUAGUUAAACUACUUGUUCAUUGUUCUGAGUUUUUUGCCUGUGUGCCAGUAUUAUUUUCUCUAGAAAUGUUUGAAUGUUUUAUGUAACUCUAUUUAUUAGAAGUAGAUUAAACUAUUUUUUUAAAA
Biomphalaria glabrata is the source of this 6799-nucleotide messenger RNA. RefSeq names its product paramyosin-like. The transcript is spliced from 33 exons. The record is from RefSeq and is a predicted model, not a curated record. NCBI's taxonomy places the organism in Eukaryota, Metazoa, Mollusca, Gastropoda, Planorbidae. Bases 170 to 4129 code for a protein of 1319 amino acids.